AAUUAACAAAACCAGAUACAGGCGUCAUUUACAUUCUAAAUUUGUUUCACUUGUAAACUGACAAACAACUAUAGGUGUCCAUGAUGGACUUGGAAAACCAAUCCGUAAAAGUUGAGGGGGGUGUAGACGACGGAGCCAGACGAAAUGCUUUAAGAAAGGAGCUGAUUACAACAUUUUUUGAUGGCGUUACAACCCCGUAUGAAGGCUUCCUUCGAACUGUUCAAAACUCAGGCGAUCAGCCAUGUUUGGGAACAAGAGGGGGACCUGAUAACAAGUAUCAGUGGAUCACAUAUAAAGAGGUAAACGACCGCGCCACUAACUUUGGUUCAGGCUUGGUACAUCUUGGUUGUGAACCUUCUCAAAAUACAUUUGUUGGAAUCUAUGGUCCUAAUUGUGUUGAGUGGGACUUAGCAGACUUGGCUUGUCAGAUGUAUUCCAUGAUUUCUGUGCCAAUUUACGAUACACAUGGACCAGAAGGCUGCGUUUAUAUCCUUAACCAUGCGGAUAUAGAGACGAUUAUUUGCAACGGUAAUAAGUUGCGAUUCAUUUUCGACAAUGCCAAAGAAUGUGAGAAGGUAAAAAGGAUCGUUAAGAUGGACAAGCCUGUAACAGAGGAAGAGAAAAAAGAAGCUGAUUCCCUUGGAAUUUCUUUGUUAUAUAUCGUGGAAGUAGAGCAAAUGGGUUCUAACAAUCCUCAAGAGAGAAAGCCUGGGAGACCUGAGGACACCAUGACUGUCUGCUAUACAAGUGGAACAACGGGUACGCCGAAGGGUGCCAUGUUAAGUCAUGGAAAUGUAAAUGCUGGGGUCGCAGGAAUUCAAGUCCAUUAUGAGGAAUCUGGUCUCCAGAUGAUAGAAGGAGACUGUAUGAUCUCCUAUCUUCCACUGGCUCACGUGUAUGAGCGACUGGCUCAGGCAAUGUGCUUUUUAAAUGGAGUGAAAAUUGGUUUCUUUAGGGGUGACGUAAAACUUCUGCUGGAUGAUAUUCAAGAACUAAAGCCAACGAUUUUCCCCUCUGUACCAAGACUGCUCACUAGAGUUUAUGACAAGGUGAUGGCACAAGUUUCCCAGAGCAAACUCAAAGGCUGGCUUUUUAACAAAGCACUUGCAUCUAAAGAGGCCGGUUUAAAAAAGGGAAGAGUCAGAGGUGAUACAGUUUGGGAUCGCACUGUGUUCAAGAGAAUAAAGAUGGCCCUUGGUGGAAAUGUUCGGCUGAUUGUUACUGGAGCUGCUCCCCUGUCGGCUAAAGUAAUGAUGUUCCUAAGAUGCACUAUGGGAGUUUGUUGUGUCGUAGAAGGCUAUGGACAAACUGAAAGUACUGCAGCAGCAACUAUUACUUUCCCGAGGGACACGUCUGUUGGUCACGUGGGAGCACCUCUUCCCUGUAAUCUCAUCAAGUUGGUAGACGUCCCAGAAAAGGAGUGUUACGCAAAAGACGGUAAAGGAGAGAUCUGUAUAAAGGGACCGACGGUCUUCCAAGGCUACUUGAAAGCUCCGGAGAAAACUGCCGAGACAAUUGACAAGGAUCAGUGGCUCCACACCGGAGAUAUCGGAGAAUGGCUUCCGAAUGGAACCUUGAAGAUAUUUGAUCGUGUCAAGCAUAUCUUUAAGCUUGCCCAGGGUGAAUACGUUGCUCCGGAGAAAAUCGAAAAUAUUUACCUGCGCAGUACUUUAGUAGCCCAAGCGUUUGUACACGGAGAUAGCUUACGGUCAUUUGUAGUGGCAAUCAUCGUUCCAGAUCAGGAGGUGUUGGAACCUUGGGCACGAUCUAAAAAUAUCCAUGGAGACUUUGCAGAGUUGUGUGAGAACGAAGAGGUAAAAAAAGCAGUUAUGGAGGACAUGACUAAGAAAGGCAAGGAGGGCAAGUUGAGCUCCUUUGAACAGGUUAAAGAAAUCCACUUACACAACGAAUUGUUUUCCGUCGAAAACGGAUUUCUGACGCCAACUUUCAAGACUAAACGAGCGCUGGUUGCCAAAGCUUUCGAGCAAAAGUUCCAAGAGCUGUAUGAAAAAGUCGACAAGAGGAUGCAGUUUAUGCGUUCAACAAGUUUUGAAAUUCAGCAAGUUGUUUAGUUAAAGAAGUCAGAGUACGCAAAGCUUUUUCAAGUCAUUCUGUCGAUUUAGGGCUCUGUUUUAAGCCUUACCAAUGUUCUGCGCUCCUAAAACACCGUGAAUUGCUGGCUUGAAUGAUUAUUUGUAACUCGUGUGAAACAACAUGGUUCUGACAGCCUGAAAAAACGCCCCACAGUCACUAAAACGUUUGCAUAUGCGCAGACGCUUGAUUGCUAUGUUCCUCGUAUGUAAACUGUCAAUCUGAUGACUGCAGUUAGAAAGCAGUUUAUUUUAAACCAUAUCCCAACUGCCUUUUAUCCUUGUAUUACUCAGAGUAUCUAAUCACAGAAACACAUCUUUAACUAUCAACUAUUAAUUGAUAAAUAAUAGUAAUUGAACUGAGUGAAGUACAAUUUGGGCGGAAAUCACAAGUAUGAUUUCAGACCAAAAUUGCAUGACACGAGGUUUAAUAACCACUGUAUUACAUCCAUUUUGAAAUCGCCCAAAUACAAGACUCGGUCAUUUCAAAUAUUUUAUUGAUACAGUACUGAGCCGGUUUGAAAUUAGAUUCAUCCAUUUUUGGGGGGAAAAAAAUAAGAGUUUUGGAAACAAAAGUUGCAAAAUUUGCCACAUGAUACUCUUUGCCUUUCAUUUUGCUGCAAUUUGAUUGGUUCCUUUAAACCUUAAAAUCUGAUCGGUAGUUUUGUUUUUAGUG
Messenger RNA from Pocillopora damicornis (cauliflower coral), 2766 nucleotides. RefSeq names its product long-chain-fatty-acid--CoA ligase 5. Gene Ontology annotation, cellular component: endoplasmic reticulum; membrane. The record is from RefSeq and is a predicted model, not a curated record. Lineage: Eukaryota; Metazoa; Cnidaria; Anthozoa; Scleractinia; Pocilloporidae. Gene Ontology annotation, molecular function: long-chain fatty acid-CoA ligase activity. Gene Ontology annotation, biological process: fatty acid metabolic process.